UGCAUUUGCUAAUUCCUAAACCCCGUCGUCUUCUCAGUCUGAUUUCCACCGCCGGUAUACUGAAAUCAGCAUUGGCACUUGGAUUUGCUAGCAGCUAUGGCGUUGAGGAUUAUGAGGGCGCUCGAGGGUCAGAUGGGUUCAAUGCUAGGGCUUAAAGCGAUGGCUUACGGUUUACCCCAUUCUUCGCCGAUAUCUGGGGUCAUGGGCCCUAAGGAUUCCCCGCCCCCGCUUGUUCUUCCUGAGUUCAACCAGGAAUAUGAUGAUGAUAAAACCAACAACUGCAGUAUUGUGGGAUUUGGUUUCCCUAGCUUAUCUUUUUCCGGGUCUAUGGAGCUUAUGGCUGUUCCUAAGAAGAAGGUUUCUCCACAUAAAAGGCGCAUAAGAAAUGCUCCAAAGGCUCUAAAACCUAUUCCAGUUAUAGUUCGAUGCAAGGCUUGUGGUAAAGUGAAGCUGCCUCACUACUAUUGUUGCAGUGGAAGACCGGGGGAUCAGGACAAUUCAGCCACAUGAGACUAUGGAGAGUAAAAAGUGCAGGCUGAAAGCAAUGUCUUCAGUUAUAGAAUCGUCCCCAUACCUGGGAGCUAUAGUUUCCUUUUGAGAAUUCUUCUUUAUUAGAUUCUUGAAGUUUUGGUUCUUCUGCUCAUUGUAUGACAGAUUGUUCGAUUUCAACAUGUUAUAACCAUUAACUUGCUGUUGAGCCAUAUCCUUGCUUUGUGCUAUCCGGUAAACUUCAAUUCUUCCAGGUCUGAAAUGAAAUGCGGACUCUUUUAGCA
Cucumis sativus (cucumber) is the source of this 773-nucleotide messenger RNA. RefSeq lists its product as hypothetical. Bases 97 to 510 code for a protein of 137 amino acids. Gene Ontology annotation, cellular component: mitochondrial large ribosomal subunit. Gene Ontology annotation, biological process: translation. The record is from RefSeq and is a predicted model, not a curated record. Gene Ontology annotation, molecular function: structural constituent of ribosome. Lineage: Eukaryota; Viridiplantae; Streptophyta; Magnoliopsida; Cucurbitales; Cucurbitaceae. The transcript has 3 exons.